Molecule: messenger RNA, 1563 nt
Organism: Penicillium diatomitis
Lineage: Eukaryota; Fungi; Ascomycota; Eurotiomycetes; Eurotiales; Aspergillaceae
Product: phosphoglycerate mutase, 2,3-bisphosphoglycerate-independent
Exons: 4
Coding region: 1-1563 (520 amino acids)
Biological process (GO): glucose catabolic process
Cellular component (GO): cytoplasm
Molecular function (GO): manganese ion binding
Source: RefSeq, a predicted model, not a curated record
AUGGCGUCCGUCCAACACAAGGUCGCUCUGAUUGUCAUCGAUGGCUGGGGUAUCGCUGGCCCCAACUCGCCCCCAGAGGGUGAUGCCAUUGCGGCCGCGGAAACCCCCUACAUGUCGGGUUUCGCCGAGCCCAACUCCAAGACUGCUCAGGGUUAUACCGAGCUCGAUGCCUCCUCGUUCGCCGUCGGUCUGCCCGAGGGUCUCAUGGGCAACAGUGAGGUUGGUCACCUAAACAUCGGUGCCGGUCGUGUGGUCUGGCAGGACAGUGUCCGUAUCGAUCAGACUCUCAAGAACGGCGAGAUGAACAAGGUCGAGAACAUCGUGAAGGCCUUCACCCGCGCCAAGGAGGGCAAUGGACGUCUGCACCUCUGUGGUCUGGUUUCCGACGGUGGUGUUCACUCCAACAUUACCCACCUGUUCGGUCUCCUUGAGGUCGCCAAGGAGAUGCAGAUCCCCAAGGUCUUCAUCCACUUCUUCGGUGAUGGUCGUGACACCGACCCCAAGAGCGCUGCCAUCUACAUGGAGCAGCUGCUGAACAAGACCAAGGAGCUCGGUGUCGGCGAGAUCGCCACCGUUGUUGGCCGCUACUUCAUCAUGGAUCGCGACAAGCGCUGGGAGCGUGUCGAGAUUGGUAUGAAGGGCAUGGUCACCGGCGAGGGCGAGGACAGCUCCGACCCUAUCAAGACCAUCAAGGAGCGCUACGAGAAGGGAGAGACCGACGAGUUCUUCAAGCCCAUCAUCGUCGGUGGACAAGAGCGCCGUGUGCAGGAUGACGAUACUCUCUUCUUCUUCAACUAUCGCUCCGACCGUGUUCGUGAGAUCACUCAGCUUCUGGGAGACUACGACCGCUCCCCGCGCCCCGACUUCCCCUACCCCAAGAACAUCUCUCUGACCACCAUGACUCGGUACAAGACUGAUUACACUUUCCCCGUGGCUUUCCCUCCUCAGCACAUGGGUAACGUGCUCGCUGAGUGGCUCGGCAAGAAGAACGUCCAGCAGUGCCACGUUGCUGAGACUGAGAAGUAUGCUCACGUCACUUUCUUCUUCAACGGUGGUGUCGAGAAGCAGUUCCCUGGCGAGAUUCGCGACAUGAUCCCCUCGCCCAAGGUUGCUACCUACGACCUGGAUCCCAAGAUGAGUGCCGCUGCCGUGGGCGCCAAGAUGGCUGAGCGCAUUGGUGAGAACAAGUUCGACUUUGUCAUGAACAACUUUGCUCCCCCCGACAUGGUUGGCCACACCGGUGUCUACAAGGCUGCCAUCGAGGGUGUCGCGGCCACCGACAAGGCCAUUGGUGAGAUCUACGAGGCUUGCAAGAAGAACAACUACAUUCUGAUGAUCACCUCUGAUCACGGUAACGCCGAAGAGAUGCUCAACGACAAGGGUACCCCCAAGACCUCCCACACUACCAACUUCGUUCCUUUCGUGAUGGCCAACGCCCCCGAGGGUUGGAGCCUGUCCAAGGACCGUGGUGUGCUCGGUGACGUUGCGCCUACUGUCCUUGCCGCCAUGGGCAUCGAACAGCCCGAGGAGAUGACUGGAAGGAGCCUGCUGGUGAAGGCCUGA